This is a messenger RNA of Orussus abietinus, 2766 nucleotides long. RefSeq names its product RAD50-interacting protein 1 (gene Rint1). The transcript has 10 exons. NCBI's taxonomy places the organism in Eukaryota, Metazoa, Arthropoda, Insecta, Hymenoptera, Orussidae. Gene Ontology annotation, biological process: regulation of ER to Golgi vesicle-mediated transport; endoplasmic reticulum to Golgi vesicle-mediated transport; retrograde vesicle-mediated transport, Golgi to endoplasmic reticulum. Bases 295 to 2634 code for a protein of 779 amino acids. The record is from RefSeq and is a predicted model, not a curated record. Gene Ontology annotation, cellular component: Dsl1/NZR complex.
GUGAUCUCGACAUAUCGCGAGUUGAAUACAUAUGUACAUAAAGUGAACGAAUUAUAUGGCGUUUAAUGGAAAAUAUUAUUUGUGCUGAGUAGUUUUAACAUUGUUUAAAAGUUGUCGGCUAUUGUGCGACUGAUUGAACAUGAAAGACGAGAUAUAGUUCAAGAGCUCAUUAAUAAAUUGAGGGUAUAACCUCAUUCUCAUUACAAGAGCAACAGCUUAUAAUUUGAAUAUUUACAGGAUUAGAAUAGUAACGUUGUAAUUACAGAAUUAUGCAAUGAUAAAAUAAUACUGACGAUGGCGGACGAAAAACAACGCGCUAUACAAAGACUUAAUGCUUUGCUCGGCUCUGAUUUGAAGAAUUUAGACAAUGUCAGUCGAUUGCAUGAACAAUUUGAGCAAGAACGGAAAGAAAUUGAGGAGUCGCUGUCAUUGGCCUCGACAGAGGCACCACCAAAGGUUCAAGCAGUGAUCGAGGAUACGGAGCGUCUAGCAGACCAGAUAAGCGAUUGUGUACGUUCCUGCGAAUUUUUACGGCUUCUCAUUGAGGAACAAACGUCCCAGUCAUGUAAAAUUGAAGAAUUACGAGGGAGCAUUGAUGAAAUAACUUAUUUGGAAAAGUCAGUACGAUAUCUGCAAUUCAUACAAUGUAUCGAAGACAUCAGUAAUAAAAUACAAACAUCGUUUUUGGCGAAAGAAGACGAAUCAGCAGUUGCAUACUAUGAGAACCUUUUAGAGAUUAGUAUUAAAGUUAGAUCCUCCAAGUGUCACCAUUUGCUUAAUUACCUCCGUGAGACGCAUCACUUUUGGUACGACCACUUGAAAGAUAAAUUCUCCAAGGAAUUCAAUGAAGUUUUAAAGACAAUUAAAUGGCCUUUCACCGGAUCUAAUGCAUCUGCUGCAGUUUCACAGCCUUCGGAUGUUAUGGUCAGAUUUACAUUGAUCACCGAGUACUUACUGCGACUCCAAGUUCCGAAAGACGCAACGACAGAGUCGACUGUCACCUCCACACUUUUAACUGACUUCGCAUCGAUCAGUUUACCAAUUGCACUUUUAAUUCGGCCAUUAAAACAGAGGUUUAUAUACCACUUCAGUGGUGCGAAGCAAACUAAUCGUCAGGACAAACCAGAGUGGUUUUUCACUCAAAUACUUACUUGGAUUAAAAGCCUCGCAUCUUGGGUCCACAAACAUGUCCAGCCUGUUGCAAAUAUUUUGAAUCUCGAUGUAAAUGCCAAAGUUGAAUUUAUGCGAGGUCUGGUGCAGUUAGCCGUAGAAAAAGUUCAUUCGGAACUGUCCAUCGUUCAAUACGACGACGCACUUUUCGCUCAUCUAGUGGACGAGUCUCUUGGAUUUGAAAGAGAACUUCGAGACUCCUUACUGUACCCUCAAAAUCAACCUGGAGUUGUGUUUGUCCUGACGCAAGCUCAUAUCUUCGUAAAAUGGAUAAACAUAGAGAAGAAAUAUGCAACCGAGAAAAUGGACGCCAUUCUGAGUUCGGAGACUGCUUGGGACACCCUCACCGGAGCUAGCAAUGACGGUAUGAAAGUCACCGAAUGUGCUGAAGCAUUCCUAACCCUACUCAUGACGAUCACAGAUCGUUACAGUCACCUGCCUCAACCUGGACAUCGACUGCAGUUCUUGGAGUUGCAACUGGAGCUGAUAGACGAUUGGAGAGUACGUCUCUUGCAGUUAUUACACGAAGAGUACACCGAUCCAUUGUCAUCGAUCGUUCCAAAAAUAUUAAACACGCAGCGUUACGUUUCUAGUGUGCUCGUAGAAUGGGCCGACACAGUUCACUUCAUACAGUUGCACUUCUUCAAGAAGCAGUUCGAAGCUGCCGAGUUCGCGGAGAAUUGGGAAGCCGAGGUGGCCGAGAAUAUUGCCGAAGAGGACGGAUCUGUAUUUUCUGAAGUUUUAGUGCUACUCGAGCGGCUGGAGAAGGAACUAAUCGAACAGAUCUGCGAUUCGCUCGUUAUGGACGUGAAGGCGAAGAGUAGGCCGUAUAGAACCGACAAGUACGUCUCGCAAAUCUUCAGGGUCGAGGUCGAACUUCAUAGUUGUCAUACAAAUGCUCCACAUUUCAGAUGGUUCGCUAUGCAGUCGGAGAAGGAGAUCUCUUCGCUGUCUCUCACCCCCAGCGGUUGUGCGAUGUUCCACGAGCUAGCUACGUGUCUUCGAAGUCUCCACGAGCUCCUCGCCCGGUCUCUCUUCACCCGAGCUUUAAAAAAAUUGGCAGGCCAGUUCGAUCAAUACCUACUCGAAGAGGUUGUCCUGACGAACCGAUUCAACUCCGGCGGUGCGGCUCAGUUCCGGCACGACAUCUUCAGGAACUUGUUCCCACUAUUCGGCCUCUACAUCAGCAAGCCUGAUUCGCAUUUCCCCUUGUACGUUCCUCAAUUCUCUGUCUAUCGCUGCUUGAACAAGCAAUUGUACGCCUCUUGUUUGGCUUUAAGGACGAGAGAGGCGUGCUCGUUGCUGAACAUGGCUCUGGGGUCGGCGAUGCUUCUGAUGGAAGCUCUGGAGACCGACGAGAACACCACCGAGGUGUUGGCCGAUGUUGGAAUCUACAAAUUACCUCUGGAAUCGGUCCUGGCAGUGCUGAAGACGAGGACGGACGUUGGCACCAGCUUGUCGUAGUCUGAUCCCUUCCACGCGUUGUUCAACGCGAGAUGGUACCUUUAAAACGGCCAGCGAUUAAAAUUUAAGGAACCGAAAGUUCCCUCGUUAUUUCACCCGAAUUACCUCUUAAAUGAUUACUCGCCUUUGAAU